Molecule: messenger RNA, 709 nt
Organism: Fusarium oxysporum Fo47
Lineage: Eukaryota; Fungi; Ascomycota; Sordariomycetes; Hypocreales; Nectriaceae
Exons: 1
Coding region: 211-504 (97 amino acids)
Source: RefSeq, a predicted model, not a curated record
UUAUAUCAUAUUGCUCUCUUAUUUUCGGCUUUGUGGUCGGCUGUUUAAACUAACGCUGGUAGUAUCGUCAAGCAAUCCAUACUUGGCCAGACCAGGGCCAUGAGUUAGCUUCAACACCCCCUCUUCAGUCAGCUCUGACUGUUCUCCACGGAUCGACUUCGAACCCCAGGUCAGGCUCUCUUGACAAUUUCUUCAACAGCGACACAUUGCAUGUACUUCUCGGCGACCAUGAGUUUCCAGGCUGACCCUCUAUUGGUGAAUAUCAAUGAUGCGCUUCGUAAGAAGUUCGAUCCUGAAGAUAAGGCUCUCUUCCCGAUGCAGGUUCCUGCUCAACUCCUGGACAGAAGUGCUUUCCAUUACGACGGGAGCGAUUCGGACUUUGCACAGAGGACUAAGCCGUCUUCCGUGGCUAACGCCGAGUUUGGUCUCACAGAUGGCAUGCUGGAGCUAUCUAGCAUUGUUGACGGACCCAACGGGAACAAACUCUCCAAGAAAUACGACUAAGUGCUUUCUGGCCUAAUGAUGGCCAACGAAGAGGCCAACCUCGACCAAGCCAGUGAAGCACUGCAACAGGCCCCCUACAUGAUGUUAGAGAGAUAAUAGUCAGAACGCAUUGUGACGCAAAGGAUAAAGGUGGUAAUUCAGAAUAACUAUUGUUCAAUUGAUGAUGUCGAAAGGUUGUAUUUCAGGAUGCGACGGGACAAAAAAC